AUGGUACCUGACGUUCUAAAUUCAACUCAAGUGCAGAAUUGUUCAAACUGUUUGACGGGCUGUAACACACUAACGGGUUAUUGUGAAGGAUCCUGUACUUAUGGUUUCUUUGGCGACUCUUGCAACGAAACGUGUGUUCCCAACUGUUUCCGAUGUAACAGAACAUCAGGAGCAUGUGAACAUUGUAAAGAUGGGUUUUAUGGGGAAAAGUGUCAGUCAAACUGUUCUUCUACAUGUAUGUACGACUGUGAUCAGGAUGGAGUGUGUUUUGGAUGUCUGAGUGAAUAUUUUGGUCCUCAGUGCCAAUACGAAUGUUCCACAAACUGCUCUCUUGGUUGUCACCGUGAUACGGGUUCAUGUGCCUACGGAUGUGUCAAUGGUUUGUGGGGUGAUUUCUGUAACAACAGUUGUCCUGUUAACUGCGACUCCUCAUCAUGUCACCAAAGAAGUGGCUCUUGCUGGACCUGCAAAUCAGGAUUUGGCGGGAAUCAAUGCUCCACAAAAUGUACAGAUGAACACUGCUCGCUUUGUACGUAUGACGUCACUUCCUGUAGCAAGUGUCUGGAUGGCUGGUAUGGUACUCGUUGCGAGAAGAAUUGCCCCACAUCACACUGCCGAACAUUAUCUUGUGACAAAAAUUCUGGGAAAUGCGGUUCAUGCGAGAGUGGUUGGUUUGGAGAGUACUGUGAAAACAAGUGUAUUAAGAACUGCGAUCGUUGUUCCGACAUAACAACAUGUGAUGUUUGUAAAUCGGGGUUUUACGGGUACUUUUGUCAGCUUUCCUGUCCUAUAGAAUGUAAAGAUUGUGAAAGGGAUGGUAAAUGUAAAACUUGUUUAGAGGGUUUUAAAGGAAGAGACUGUAAGUGUGAAGUUUCGGAGUGUUCGAAUGUAACAAAUAACAGAUGUAGUCAAUGUAAAAACGAAACAUCGUGGUUUCUUUUUGAGGAUGCCUGUUGUCCUUGUAGUGAACACUGCAACCAUACUUCUGGUCAGGAAAUUUGUCACCCUGAAAAUGGAAAUUGUAUCACUGGUUGCCAAGAAGAAUAUAUAGGGGAUCAAUGCUUCGACACUUGUAGUGAAAACUGCCUCAAGGGAAACCAAAGCACCUGUAAUUAUACAACUGGAGUCUGUCAAAAUGGCUGUCUUCCAGGAUGGUUCAUGCCUAAAUGCGAUUUUAAUUGUUCGUAUAAUUUCCCACAUUGUCUGGAGUGCAAAGAGUAUAACUAUUCACCAGCAGACCACUUUGUCCAGUGUUACAGAUGUGGACCUGGGUUUUAUCGCGAUUUUCAAACCGGUUUCUGUAAAUCCUGUUAUAACUGUUUAAAUGAUUCUUGUGAUGGAGUUACCGGACUUUGUACCGACGGUUGUCAGGAUGGCUGGUACUCUCUGUCCGGUGUCCAUUACCAGUGUCAGUUUCGCUGUGGAGAAAACUGUCUAGAGCGGACGUGUAACAGCUCGGGUGGUCAGUGUUUGAAUGGCUGUAACUAUGGGUAUUACAGUUCAUAUUGUCAGAUAUCUUGUUCGAGUAACUGUAAGAAUAACACGUGUGACAAGGAGACUGGGAACUGCACACUCGGCUGUUCUCCGGGAGCGUACGGCUAUCAUUGUUAUAGUGUCUGUCAGUCACAUUGCAGCGUACUGGGAUGUGAUAAAGAGACAGGAAGAUGCCUUGAAUGCAAACCUGGUAGAUAUGGAGAAAAGUGUGAGAAGGAGUGUUCCGGAUGUUUACUGGGAGACUGUGACAGGACUACCGGAGAAUGCAGACAACACAAGUGCCACCCGAAAUUGUACGGUCCAUACUGUAAUACCACCUGUGUAGAAUCUUGUUUGAUUUGUGAUGAAAAGUCUGGACAUUGCAGCCAAUGUGUAACGAACCGAACCGGAAGUAAAUGCGAGAAAACGUGUGGGGAACGUUGUCUUCAUGGUAAUUGCGUUGAUGGCGCAUGCGCAGAUGGAUGCAUGAAUGGAUACUUUGGCAAAUUGUGUUCUGAUGCUUGUAACUCUACAUGCAAGUCUGAUAUUUGUGAUUUUAAGUCGGGGAUUUGCACAAAAGGAUGUAUUGAUGGGUGGGAUGGAGCAUUUUGUGAAGUUAAUCUGGCAGCGAAGACAAGGUCUGGUGAAUCCAAGAAGUCCAAAUACUCUACCGGGGAAAUAAUUCUAAUUGUGCUGGGGUCCAUAGCUGGAGUUAUCGUUAUUGUUGUAGUGAGCUGUUUACUGCACUGCAACAGAAGUCGCAGAGCAGAGAAUCUUGUGACGUAAUUGUAGUGCUAGACCGAGUCUGUGUAAGCCAACUAUAGUAUGACACUAGCAGAGGCCAUCAACCUCAGCGUGCAGGGUUCAUUCUCAACGCCAGGUGGUUAUUUCUGUUUCAAUAAAGGAUUGUUUUGAAAAGUCUCAAGUUUCAGUUUCACUGGA
Molecule: messenger RNA, 2415 nt
Organism: Saccostrea echinata
Lineage: Eukaryota; Metazoa; Mollusca; Bivalvia; Ostreida; Ostreidae
Product: multiple epidermal growth factor-like domains protein 6
Exons: 5
Coding region: 1-2259 (752 amino acids)
Molecular function (GO): scavenger receptor activity
Source: RefSeq, a predicted model, not a curated record